ACGGACAAAUGGGGGCCCAUAACAAACUGGUCACUAAUGUGCAUGUUUCCCUGAGCAACCAAAACGAAUGGACUUUUCACAGCUGGUGAAAAAGUUCUUUGUGGGGUGACCCCCGAAAUGCUUUGACUCGCUGGCAGGCUGUGAUGAGUCUCAGCCCAUAAAACUCCAUGGCCAGCUGAGUCUGAAGUAUCUUGGCAUGAAGGCUCUGGGGUCUGCUGCAACAGCACUUUGCACCCCAACAGUGGCACCUCUCAGCCUCCUUCUGCUGUAGUUCAGCCACCUUGGUGAGAAGGCCACCCACCUGGUGUGGAGAAUGGAGCACCAGCCGCUGCUGAAAGGUGAUGGACAGCCUAGCAAGCUCCCAACUUGGACGCUCCUUUUGGCUGUUUGUGCGGCAGGAAUCGGAGGCACCUUUCAAUAUGGGUACAAUGUUUCGGUCAUCAAUGCACCCACGCAGCACAUCCACAAGUUCCUCAAUGACACCUGGCAGAGGCGUUACCAGGCAGAGCUCAGUUCCAGCAUGCUGACACUCCUCUGGUCCACCAUUGCUUCCAUUUUCUCUCUGGGAGGGCUCUUUGGGGCUCACCUGGGAGGCAGCCUGGCCAUCCGCCUGGGCAGGAAAGGAGCUCUUUUAAUGAACAACUUUAUUGCCAUCCUGGCCGCCAUCCUCAUGGGAAUUAGCUUUCCAGCUGGAUUGUAUGAAUUGCUGAUUGUUGGGAGAUUUCUGAUUGGUAUGAACACAGGCAUCGGCCUCUGUGUGCAGCCUCUCUACAUAGGCGAGGCUGCCCCUAAGCAUUUGCGAGGCGCUAUGGUCAUGGGCAGCUCCAUCUUCCUGACAGGGGGGAUUCUAACAGGACAGGUUAUUGGCUUAAGGGAGUUACUUGGCGGAGAGGCCUACUGGCAUUUCCUGCUCUCAAGCAGCUGCUUCCCAGCCUUCAUCCAACUCUUGACCCUACCCUGGUUUCCAGAAAGUCCCCGGUUUCUCUUCAUUGACCGAGGGGAUGAGAUGAAAUGCAUCAAAGCAAUGAAACGGUUCCAUGGCCCUUUGAACUACCAGGCAGAAAUGGAGGACAUCCAGAAGGAGCGUUUUGCGCUUGGUGGUGAGGCAGCCAAGAAACCCUGGCAACUCUUCACUGACCGCAGCAUUCGAUGGCAGCUCAUCACCAUCAUCCUCUUGACAAUGGGCCAGCAGCUCAGCGGGAUCAAUGCGAUUUACUUCUAUGCAAGCUAUGUAUUUGAGGAAGCUGGGAUCCCCCGAGAAAACAUUCCUUACGUGACCCUUGGCACUGGGGCUUGCGAGUGCCUCACUGCCCUCACCUGUGGCUUGCUCAUUGAGUCUAUGGGGAGAAGGGUCCUGAUCCUGGGAGGCUACUCCCUGAUGACCUUCUGGUGCAUAGUGCUGACUUUUUCCCUGACGUACCAGGUGUACUCGUGGGCUCCCUACCUGAGCAUGGCCUGCAUAUUUGCCUUCAUUUUGAGUUUUGGGCUUGGACCAGGUGGGGUGACGAACACUUUGACCACAGAAUUAUUCACCCAGUCUUCGCGCCCAGCUGCUUACAUGAUUGCAGGCUCGGUGAGCUGGCUCAGCUUCUUCACUAUCGGGAUGCUCUUCCCCUUCAUUGUGAAAGGCCUCAAGCAGUACUGCUUCAUUGUGUUUUUGCUAGAAUGCUGCUUGGUUGUCAUUUUCAUCUCCUUUGUUAUUCCUGAGACAAAGAACAAAACCUUCCUGGAAAUUAAGAGAGAGUUCCACAAGCUCAACUUUGGCAGAACCAAGGAACAAGAGGGAGAACUCUGUGAGAGACAAAACCUUAGCAAUGAGUUCUAAAGGGUGGGACAUAGCUGUGAGGCGCAGGACCUUGCCAGCUGUGCCAGGGAACGUUCACGCCAACCGUUGCUCCCCAACACUAGCAACCCCACCCCCCGCUGGAUACAGAGAAGCAGGCUGUUCUUGCUGUCAGGACUUUGUUCUCCCCCCCCCCCCGUCCCUCCUUAAACACAUUUUGUAUCCUGCACGAGGACUCAGUUCAAUAAAGUCAGCUGUUCAUCUAA
Lacerta agilis (Sand lizard) is the source of this 2049-nucleotide messenger RNA. Its product is annotated as solute carrier family 2, facilitated glucose transporter member 11-like. Bases 314 to 1825 code for a protein of 503 amino acids. Gene Ontology annotation, cellular component: membrane. The transcript is spliced from 12 exons. NCBI's taxonomy places the organism in Eukaryota, Metazoa, Chordata, Lepidosauria, Squamata, Lacertidae. The record is from RefSeq and is a predicted model, not a curated record. Gene Ontology annotation, molecular function: hexose transmembrane transporter activity. Gene Ontology annotation, biological process: monosaccharide transmembrane transport.